CGUUUCAUUUAUUCCGCCGUUGAAAACCACAAAAAGCCGCUGCUCUGCUUAGCUUCGGUGCUUCAAUGGCGACGGCGACGACGGUGAAUAUCAAACUUUCAAGAUCAAGCCGUAUCUAUCGCUCUUACGAACCAGUGGAAGGAAGAAUUGUGAUCAAAUCUGCGAAUUCGAUUUCGCAUCAAACGAUACGUUUAUCCGUCAAUGGAUCAGUCAACUUGCAGGUUCGUGGAGGAUCAGCUGGAGUUAUCGAGUCUUUCUAUGGAGUCAUCAAACCCAUUCAAAUCGUCAAGAAGACAAUCGAAGUUGGAUCCUCUGGUAAAAUCGCUGCUGGAACUACAGAGAUACCAUUCUCUUUGAAUCUGAGGGAGCCUGGGAUUGUAGAGAAGUUCUAUGAGACAUUUCAUGGAACAAAUAUUAACAUCCAAUAUCUAUUAACUGUAGAUAUACCACGAGGAUACUUGCACAAACCUUUGUCUGCAACGGUGGAGUUUAUUAUUGAGGGCAGUAGAGUUGAUCUUCCGGAGCGGCCAAUUCCUCCGGAAAUGGUCAUCUUCUACAUUACUCAAGACACUCAGAGACAUCCGUUGCUCCCAGAGAUUAAGACAGGUGGUUUCCGAGUUACCGGAAAAUUAGCCACCCAAUGCUCUUUGCAGGAUCCACUCAGUGGCGAGUUAACAGUGGAAGCAUCAUCAGUUCCUAUUACUUCUAUCGACAUUCACCUACUCCGUGUCGAGUCGAUAAUUGUAGGGGAAAGGAUUGUCACUGAGACCUCUUUGAUUCAGUCUACACAGAUUGCAGAUGGAGAUGUGUGCCGUAACAUGACUUUACCCAUUUACGUUGUACUUCCUCGGCUUCUGAUGUGUCCUUCCGUUUUCGCAGGUCCCUUCUCGGUGGAAUUCAAGGUCUGCCUCACCAUAAGUUUCAAAUCAAAGCUAGCCAAAGCACAACCGAAGUCAGAUCCAACUGCUCCCCGACUAUGGAUGGCACUGGAGAGAUUACCGCUGGAACUUGUCCGGACAAAGCGAGAUCAGUUUAGCUGCUAAAGAACAAGCUAACAUAUCAGGUCAAGGCAUGUUUCUUUGUUUGUCAUACGACUCAUACGCUUACACUUGGGAUUGGAGUUGGAUGCUUAUUGGCUUGCUCUGCCUGCCAAAUUUACGCGGUUUUUUUUUUGUGUCUGUACAAAUUCUGAUUUUUUUACCCUGCCAGUGUGUUAAGGUAGACUUCAAGAUGUUCCUACUA
Camelina sativa (false flax) is the source of this 1242-nucleotide messenger RNA. RefSeq lists its product as uncharacterized. The record is from RefSeq and is a predicted model, not a curated record. Gene Ontology annotation, biological process: intracellular protein transport. NCBI's taxonomy places the organism in Eukaryota, Viridiplantae, Streptophyta, Magnoliopsida, Brassicales, Brassicaceae.